AUGAAAGCAGCAGCAGCCCCGCUGGUGAUCUUUUUCUUUCAUGUCUGCUCUUCAGCACCUGUGAGCCGUCCAACAAACUGGCUCAGACAAUGCCGUGCCUCUGUCAACCUCUCCAUCACAGCACUGGAGGUGCUGCCAGGUGGAGGAUGGGACAAUCUGCGAAACAUGGACAUGGGUCGAGUCAUGAACCUCAGCUACUUCCAGUGCCAGACUACUGAGGACGGGCUCUACCUCAUUCCAGAUGAAGUGUUUGUUAUCCCUCACAAAGAGACAGGUGUGGAGACCAGCUCAGAGAUAAUCAGGUCCUGGCUUGAGCAGAAAAGCUCGACCUCUGAAAGCAUUAAUGCAGACAUAUCCUUCCUCCCAGUUCUCAAUGGUAAAUUUUCUAGUGACAACAAGAGAAUGAAAACCCAUCAGGUCAGAGACCUGUCAACCACAGCCAGAGUGCAGGUUCGUAACUUCCUCUACACAGUUAAGGCUUAUCCAGACUUCACUCUGGACACACGAUUCGUUCAGCAAGUCAGAGACAUCGCUGAUGCAAUUGAAAACAACCAGACUAAGAAUGCGGACUAUCUUGCAGAGAUGAUGGUGCUGGACUAUGGAACUCAUGUCAUCACUAGUGUGGAUGCUGGGGCUGCUUUGGUGCAGGAGGACUAUCUCCGUUCCUCUUAUGUGUCAGACAGUGAGUCAGAAAGUUCUUCUGUGAAAGCACAGGCUGGAUUAAACUUCUUCGAUAAGCUGAAGUUUGACAUUAGCAGUCAAAGUGCCCAACAGAGCUCAUCACUUCAAACAUAUCAAUCCAACAUUACAUACUCUCUCAUUCAAAGCCAUGGAGGUGCACCUUUUUAUCCUGGCAUCACUCUGCAGAAGUGGCAGGAAAGUACCAGAAACAACCUUGUUGCCAUCGAUCGCUCAGGAUUUCCUCUCCACUAUUUUAUAAACACCAACACUCUCACUGAUCUGCCACACCCUACGAUUGGAAAAGUUGCUCUUAAAGUCAGUCAGGCUGUAGAGCGCUACUACAAGAUCAAUACUCGCCCCGGAUGUGUUGAUGUCAACUCCAAAAACUUCAACUUCCAGGCUAACAAGGAUGAUAAUUCCUGUGAAGGUCCAGCUACCAACCUCAGUUUUGGUGGUGUCUACCAAGAGUGUGUAAAACUCAGUUCAGAUGCAGAUGCACUUUGUGAUUCUCUGGCCCAGAAAAACCCAGAUACAGGUGAUUUCUCCUGUCGUCCACCUUACUCACCAACUUUACUAAGAUCAGAGGUGAGACAACAAAGUUACUCUAAGUAUGAAUGUCAUGUAGAAAGUCAUUCCUGUUGGUUUAUUUUUAACUGUGAUGAAACACGCUGUCAGGACAACAACUAUGUUCGUUCUGCUCGCAUCAACACCUACUGGUGCUCUGUAAAUGGACAGGCUCCAGAAAACUCAGGAUAUCUGUUUGGAGGAAUAUACAGCCCCUCGCUCCUGAACCCCCUCACGAAAAGCAAAAGCUGUCCCCCAAAUUUCAUUCCAGUAAAGUUCCUCUCAGAUGGUGAGGUGAUCUGUGUGAGUAAUGACUAUGAGACAGGUACCAGAUUCUCAGUACCAUUCGGAGGUCUCUUCAGCUGUCAGUCAACCAACCCACUGGCAAGGAAUCAACGCAGGUGCCCUCCCAAGUUCAGUCAGCACCUUGCUGCAAUCAGUGAUGGCUGUGAAAUCCUCUACUGUGUUCAGUCUGGACUGUUCACAGGUGGAGAGCUCCAACCAAUUCGUCUGCCUCCGUUCACAAAACCUCCACUUAUCAGCAUGCAAGCCACCAACACAGUAAUGGUGAUGACUGAAGGAGAAAACAGCUGGGUGAGAGUGGGCCAGACCAAGAAGUGGAAACUUGCCAAACCAGAAGAAAUCAAGGAAAUUGUUCGUGGCCUUAAUCCUGAAGUCAAUCAAAUGUCUAAUGGAGAAAAGGCAGGUGUAGCUUUUGGGGUGAUGGGUUUGAUGCUGAUUGUGGUCAUAGUGGGAGUGGUCCUAUUCAAGAGGAGGAGGAGGAUGUCAGGGUUCAGAUCUAGAGGUUAUGAGGAAAUACGUGUUGAAGUAGAGAGGGAUUCACAACAAGAUGAGGCCUGAGAACAGAAUAUAGCUUAGGGAAUGGCCACCAAGAUACAAACAUUAAACUGGUGCAAGGGAAUCUGACAUUUAUUUCUGUUCUUUGUUUGUCAUCUUACUUGUGCUUCCAACAUUUCUGGAAAAUGUUCACAUUGAAGAGUUUCUAUUUUAAUUCAGUCUUGUAUUACUGUAGUAUAGUAAACGUACAAACCUUACACUGUAAAACUGUAGAUCGGGAGUAGCAGUCUUACUCUGAAAUCACCAGAUGGACCCAUUAAACAGAAAGCAGAGGUAAUUUUCAGACUACAUUGUGGAUCAAUGCUGCUCUCUUGAGGCCAAGAAGCACAAUACUGUAUAUAUUUUAGUACAUAAACAUAAACCACAUGUAUGAAGUGCUUUUAGUAAACCACAUAUAAUCAAUACUGUAAGAAGAUUUAUAUAAUUUUUUAAAUGUAUACCAUAAGACAAAGAACACAUUUGUCUUUUGUCUAUUUUUUUGAAUACUUUGUAGAUAGUACUUUAGUUUCCUGCUAAAGAAUAAUGUGGUCAUAAGGUGGAAAUAAGAAGGUAAUACUGCAAAAAAUGUGUUAUUAUUACUUAAUUACCAAAGUAAUAUGCAACUAAUAACCAAGUAAUAUGUCUUAAAAAUGGCUAUACCUGAAUAAUAUUGAGCUGAAAUAUAUGUAAAAGACUAAGGGGCCAGAAUCUGGGACUAAUAAUGUGGAAGCAAAUGUUAGCUUAUUAUUGCAAAAUUAGUCAGUAAUAUAUAAGUAACCAUGUGAUCACCUGCUAGCAAUAACAUACUAAGAUCUGUGUAUAUACUUACUUUAAAGUAGAAGUAAUGCCAUAAUAACAAGCUAAUGUUGGUUGAUGUUUUAACAUAUUAGGAUACUAAUACAAUAUCAGGAUGAUUUAAUCAAUGUUACCUUUUAUCCUCUGCAUUCUCCUUUGUUUGAAGGUAACAAUGUAUUGUUCUUUUCUAAUUUUCAUGUAAAUUCCUACUUUUAACAACCACAAAUAUGGGACUGAAAAGGGAUUUUCUUUUAUGUAUCUGUGCCAACAAUAAUAAAACAACAGUGUUGCUCCACCAA
This is a messenger RNA of Oreochromis niloticus (Nile tilapia), 3176 nucleotides long. Its product is annotated as macrophage-expressed gene 1 protein-like. The transcript is spliced from 2 exons. Gene Ontology annotation, biological process: defense response to bacterium. The record is from RefSeq and is a predicted model, not a curated record. Bases 1 to 2106 code for a protein of 701 amino acids. Lineage: Eukaryota; Metazoa; Chordata; Actinopteri; Cichliformes; Cichlidae.